Molecule: messenger RNA, 351 nt
Organism: Clunio marinus
Lineage: Eukaryota; Metazoa; Arthropoda; Insecta; Diptera; Chironomidae
Source: the annotation of a GenBank genome assembly
AUGUUUUAUGCGUUUAUCAAAUCAUUAGAAACGUUAGUAAUGUGGCAAUUUAUUCAAAAACUUUUAAGUGGAACAAAAGAAAUCAACGAAAAAAGAAAUGAAAAAAUAGAAGAGAUUUGGUUGAAUGGAAGUGGAAAACAGCUAACAAAAAUAUUUGAAUUUGGUUUAUUGUGUUGUUUACAAAUUUGUAGUUUCACUGAAAAGAUUCGUCAAAUGUUAUCAACACAAAGAUGCUUCUUGAAGUUCUUCUUCUCAUUCGUCAGCUCUUUAUUUACUCUCUCUCCAGCUGCUUUAAUUAAGGGCUUUCAAGAAAUGAAAGGUCUCCAUGACCAAUUAAAUGCUGUGAGAUGA